AUGGCGGCCGGCAGCGAGUUUCAACCGAUCGGACUUGCAUGGUGCAAGAAAGACGAUGUACGUCCCUCCCAUUCCCUUCUGCUAGUUUCAAAUCCCAUCGCUAUCUCAACUGACUCCAUAUUGGUUGCACUCUGUGAUGUCAUCCAACAUCUAACUGGUGUCUCCCGACGCGAAGAAUCGGGUAAGACUCUCCUUCUUCUUGAGUUUGACCAAAAUACGUCAGAUGUGGUUCUUCCGCCAAGUGGUGAAUUGAAGGUGACAUUGUCUGGGCGAGAAGUUGUGUUUGCUGUUCAUCGACUUACCAGAGUUCGAAGUGACAAAGUCACAGUAGCAGACCUCAAGGCCAGGGGUUUGCUGUCGUCUACUGAUAAGGAUGAGAGUGCACAGCCUGCAGGAGUGGAAGGACCCACUGUGGCAUUACAAGCAGCUCUCUCCAAGUGCAAGAUAGCUAGUUCAAGGAGACUUGCUCCAUUUUCAGGUGUUGCUACAGGGGAAACCUUUGAUGCUUGGGUGGAAGUGGCACAGGGACAAUUGGAUGAAGAGGAUGAGGAGGCUGAGAAGAAGAGGCGUAUCCGGGAGGCCCUCCGGGCCCCUGCGGCCAACAUCAUCACAGACCUGAGGCGUGAAAAUCCCCAAGCCACAUCAGAGGAUUAUCUCCAGGCACUUGAGCUAGCAUUUGGAGACACUCACACUGCAGAUGAGUUGAGUAUCAAGUUCCAUUCUCUCCAUCAGAAGCAGGGAGAGAAACCCUCCGAGUUUCUGACACGUUUGCAGGGCAUCCUUCGGAAACUUACACGAAAAGGUGGUGCCCCGGCUGACAAGACAAAUAAAAUGCUACUUACCCAGUUCAUGAAGGGGACACUGUACAACGAGAUGCUCUUGGUUAAUCUUCAGCUGAAAGACAAGAUUGAGACUCCACCUACUUACCUGGCACUACUCAAGAUGGUCCGACGAGAGGAGGCUGAGCAGGCAGAAAAGGUGUCCCGGCGAGAGCCUAAGCCGGUGCCUCAGCCUAUCAAGACGGCCAAGCAUGGAAAACUGAGUCAGGGAGAGUCGAAAAGAACAAACACCAAAGAAUCAACGCACCAACGCCCAAAUUUCUGCUUUAAGUGUGGCCAGGACGGUCACUAUCGCACCAGAUGUGAUAACCAACCUGACCCAGAGAAAGUGAACGAGAGGUUUGUUAGCUUCUACCUGCAGGGAAACGAACGGGGGCGUCAGAAGAAGGCCGAUUCGGCGCCCAAAAAUUGA
This is a messenger RNA of Acanthaster planci (crown-of-thorns starfish), 1251 nucleotides long. Its product is annotated as paraneoplastic antigen Ma1 homolog. Gene Ontology annotation, molecular function: zinc ion binding; nucleic acid binding. NCBI's taxonomy places the organism in Eukaryota, Metazoa, Echinodermata, Asteroidea, Valvatida, Acanthasteridae. The record is from RefSeq and is a predicted model, not a curated record.